CAGUGGCGGCUUCUUGGCAGGCAGGGCCGCCCAGAUGUUGGUGGCGGCCAUUGGGGCGAAGGUAACGCCGUUUGGCCCGGCGCGGGGGCUGCUGUCAGCGCCAUCCCAGCAGGCCCAUGUGCUCCUGAUCUUUCAAGGGCCGCCCCCAGUCGUUUCUUCUCCUGCCACGCCGCCGCGCCCCCCGCUCCUCGCUCCCCGGGCGGUGACACGCCCUUGGCAGCCUGGCUCCCCGCUCUGUUACGCGCUGGGGCAGAGGCGGGCGGGGCGGGCUGUCUCCUUUUUCCCGGUUCCUCCUCCGCUAACUGGCGUGAAUUGCCACGCCUGCCUUUUCCACUCACCUUGGGCUCUCAUUGGGCCAUCCUUUGGACCUGUAACUUUUGCAAAGGGUUGGGAUCAUCACAGGCGACGGCUUGCGGGUAGACAUUCCUUCUCUUACCUGGAAUCUUAGACAGAUCAUUUCUAAAAUGGUUUCAAGUGUGACUUGUGGGGAUUGAUGCCUGACUACUCAUACCCGCAGGAGAGAGAAAACUUCUAAAAUGUCAUGUCACUCCUGGAGAUUAAAGACAUUUGUGAAUGAACUUGAUA
Molecule: messenger RNA, 585 nt
Organism: Mus caroli (Ryukyu mouse)
Lineage: Eukaryota; Metazoa; Chordata; Mammalia; Rodentia; Muridae
Source: RefSeq, a predicted model, not a curated record